AUGGAAGUCCAGGAAGCUGGAGAUCAACUUUCAAGUUCGCGGUUGGGAGUUUUGGUCACCAUUCAAAUGGUUCUAAGAGCUACAAUUGAGCUAAAUGUGUUCAAUAUAAUUGCAGAUGUGGGGCCCGAUGCUUAUCUCUCUGCAGCAGAAAUCACUUCAAAGAUCCCAACAACCGAUCCAAAUUCUGCUGCGUACACUUUGGAGAGAAUACUAAGAUUUCUGGGGGCACAGUCCAUCUUAUCGAGAUCUCAAAAACCAUUGGGAAAUAAUGGAGAAAAUGCACGCCAUGAAUGGACCUAUGGCCUAACAAAAAUGAGCUGA
Carya illinoinensis is the source of this 321-nucleotide messenger RNA. RefSeq names its product (S)-scoulerine 9-O-methyltransferase-like. Bases 1 to 321 code for a protein of 106 amino acids. The record is from RefSeq and is a predicted model, not a curated record. NCBI's taxonomy places the organism in Eukaryota, Viridiplantae, Streptophyta, Magnoliopsida, Fagales, Juglandaceae. The transcript has a single exon. Gene Ontology annotation, molecular function: protein dimerization activity; methyltransferase activity.